AUGUAUGCAAAGACAGCAGAACCAGAGGCAUUGCGGUUCAAGGGCAAAACCCAGCUUGGUAUUCACCAAAGUGUAGUUUGGAACCCUCAAUUGGCACUCUAUUUGGUGGUUACAGGUAAGACUAUUACCGUGAAUCGGCAAACGGACAAUCAACGCGUAGCUACCAUAGUGUUGAAAGACGCUGAACAGGCCAUUGCGUACCAAUGGGACCGGGAUACAGGCAAGCGGUUUGCCGUUUUCUAUCGAAACGGUAUCGCCAGAAUCUACGACUGUACUACGGCCGGCGGUCAAUUGCAAAAAGUGGUAAAUAUCGUGGAAACCCCGGCGUUGCAUCCGGGUACACAAACCCAAAACGCAGCUUUGAGCUCCGCUGUAUGGGCUACAGUGGCCUGGGAUAGGUUUCCUGACACUUAUGCGGUGUUAAAUGUCGAUGUGGCCGCUUUGAUGCCGGAUAUGGUCCGUAUUGUGCGAGAUUCCAAGCAGAUGAGCAUGGCGCCAAUGGGGCCGUGGGGCCCCGAUCUGAGCCAUCCAGAAGCCUCUGUGAUCCUGUCACACAGCCAAGAAGACCGCUGCUACUUGCUCACGCUCGAUGACUUGGUCACAGUGCGUUUCAGCAGCAAAAUCGACCGGAUGUGCAAAAUUUUGCCGCCCAAGUACAAACACGGGCCGUUCGUGGGCGUUGCGCGCGACGGUACGCUCGAACACAUACGUCUGCAAUUCACGGAAGUUCCGCUUAUGCGUGAGCUUGUCAAAUGUUCCGGAUACGUGCGGUUUUUGUGUGAAUAUAUCAUUGAUCACAUCUUGGUGUGCAAAUCAGACCUCAUAGAUCCAUUUGCACAGUUACUAGCGCGUCUAAAGGCUGCAUAUGGUGGCAGCGAUCUAUACACUCAGCUGUGUGAGGUCUUAGUGUCCGGAUGUGUCGAUCCAGCCCUAGAAGAUUGGUUGUGCAACAGCGUAGGCGACAAGAACUUCAAGCGCUGGAAACAACUCUCGUCACGCAUGUGCGGGGACCUCAACAACGUUCUGACGCUGGCAAUAGUGCCAGCGUGCGAGCGUUUGAUCUUGGCUUGUGAAAGGUUGCAGGGCAUCCACAAGAGCCUAAAACUACAGAAACUCAAGGAAAGCGGCGAAUUCGACCCUACGAAAUUGUCCAGCCCGGAAAUUGACGUAUUCCUGCACGAAUGCCAGGAGAUGCUGGCAGAUACGCUGCGACUGGUGGAAUAUGUGAAUGCCGAUGCUGUACUACACGCGAUUUUUGAAGAGUGGUUUUUCGACAUAGUGAUGGAGUGCGUGGACGAAGAUUACAAGAGAAAGCCCGACGCCGAGAAGAAGUACAACAGCAACAACAGACCGGUGCAAUUAGAGCAGUACUUGAAACUGUGCUGGACGUCGUCGUCGUCAUCGUCUUAUGGGAUUGCUGAUCAUGGCCUAAACGCUUUGGAAAACCGGGCACGUGACCGAUUGGUCACGUGCGCCAGUAAACUUGAUCGUCUUUAUACGGUGCCCUGGGUACUGGAGCUGGUCCAAGUGACCCGCAGUGGAGCUACGGAACCACACAUACAGGUGUGGGAUGCCAUUGUGGAUGAAAUGAACGCAGACUGCGUCUUCGUGGCAAGUCAAAUCAUCGGGCAUGCGGCAGAUCACGCGAACACGAGCAGCAGCAGCACUAUUGUCUCUGUUGCCAGACGAUGUGCUCCCAAUAACAACAACAAUACAGCCACAUCCGUCGAAAUGGUCUGGGAACUGGUUCCUGAUUCGUCCGAACCUCCAUCACCACCGUCGUCGUUGUCUUCUUCUCCGGCCCCCGCUGUCGAUGCCACCUUCAUCACUUCCCACGACGAUGGCAGUCCCGCCCUGGUCGUUCUCCACGACCGUGACACUCUCACCACGCUAGCAAUACAUCGGUCAUCACUGGUCCCAACUCAUUUUACGCUGACCGGUUCCUCGCAGCGUUUGAGGCAAGGAACGACGCCAUUGUUCACAACCGUAGCUGCCACCAGCCUCCACUCCUGCGCUUCGAGUGCCCUGCUCUCGGUUCACAGCACAUCUGCAAUGGCAGUCUACGAAAUGUCAUGUGACCAGCACAGAUGUGGUGGUGGUCGAGCUUAA
Messenger RNA from Lachancea lanzarotensis, 2109 nucleotides. It is a transcript of the gene APC4, whose product is annotated as LALA0S07e06084g1_1. Bases 1 to 2109 code for a protein of 702 amino acids. The transcript has a single exon. NCBI's taxonomy places the organism in Eukaryota, Fungi, Ascomycota, Saccharomycetes, Saccharomycetales, Saccharomycetaceae. Gene Ontology annotation, biological process: protein K11-linked ubiquitination; anaphase-promoting complex-dependent catabolic process; positive regulation of mitotic metaphase/anaphase transition. The record is from RefSeq and is a predicted model, not a curated record. Gene Ontology annotation, cellular component: nuclear periphery; anaphase-promoting complex.